Messenger RNA from Venustampulla echinocandica, 948 nucleotides. RefSeq lists its product as uncharacterized. The transcript has 3 exons. The coding region runs from base 1 to 948 and encodes 315 amino acids. NCBI's taxonomy places the organism in Eukaryota, Fungi, Ascomycota, Leotiomycetes, Helotiales, Pleuroascaceae. Gene Ontology annotation, cellular component: SAM complex. The record is from RefSeq and is a predicted model, not a curated record. Gene Ontology annotation, biological process: mitochondrion organization.
AUGCCGCCAAAACCUCGCGACAAAAGGGGCGCGGAUGAAGACUCUUCUGCUGGUCAGAGUCUGGCCCCGGCUCUCUCCCGGCAGUCCAGGAAAUUUGCAAACCUCUUCGCUAUUCCGCCCCCGGUAAAAGCCCUCUUCGACUAUGUCCCAGUCCUCGUAUAUCCCCCAAAUGAGCUUCCGCGACGCGCCCCGAAGCCAGCGAAGAUCCCGAGCCUUUAUGUCUUUAGCAAUAAGGAAGAUGCCGCCGCCGGCCGGCCGUCUUUCAAUCCCAGUUGCUUGAAGUGGCAGGCAUUUCUAAAUAUCGCUGGUGUCAAACACCGUUUGGUCCACUCGAGCAAUCAUGCUUCUCCCACGGGCGCACUGCCAUUCCUGCUUCCCGCUGCGUCUGCGUCUACUUCCGACACAUCUCAAGAUACCUACCCCAUCCCCUCCAACAAGCUAGUUAAAUAUGCGGAAGACCACGGUGCAAGCGUGGAAGAGUCUUCGAACCUGCGCUAUGAAGCAUACCAAGCCCUUCUUGACCAGCGAAUACGGAGCGCCUGGCUCUACACUCUCUAUCUCGAGCCCUUAAACUUUAAUGCAGUUGCAUACCCACUUUACGUAUCAUCAGCCUCCACAAACCCCCUCGUCCGAGCUUCAAUAUCCCACCAGCUUCGAGCUGCCGCGGAAGCCGAGCUCCUCAAGCAUUCCUCCAUAAUUGAUAUAGACGAUCUAUACAGCGAAGCAGACAAGGCGUUUGAAGCACUCUCUAUACUACUUGGUGAAGACACAUGGUUUUUUGGGAGCGAGAAACCUACGUUGUUUGAUGCGAGUAUAUUUGCGUAUACCCAUUUAUUGCUAGAUGAUAGUAUGGGGUGGAAGGAGGAUAAGCUCUCGGGGGCGUUGAGGAGAAGGGAAAAUCUUGCACAACAUCAGGAGCGGUUGCUUGUACGAUAUUUCGGUGGGUAA